Messenger RNA from Symphalangus syndactylus (siamang), 4843 nucleotides. It is a transcript of the gene SRP19, whose product is annotated as signal recognition particle 19. The record is from RefSeq and is a predicted model, not a curated record. Gene Ontology annotation, cellular component: signal recognition particle, endoplasmic reticulum targeting. Gene Ontology annotation, biological process: SRP-dependent cotranslational protein targeting to membrane; SRP-dependent cotranslational protein targeting to membrane, signal sequence recognition. Gene Ontology annotation, molecular function: 7S RNA binding. NCBI's taxonomy places the organism in Eukaryota, Metazoa, Chordata, Mammalia, Primates, Hylobatidae.
GACGCGGGACCAUUUGGUGGGCAGGACUUCCGGCGGAGAAGCGGACUGUCCUGGAAACUCAGAGCCGGGUUCCGCCUGGGUGUCUCCCUGCGGCUCCUGGGCUGGUGUUUAGACUGUUGUGAAGAUGGCUUGCGCUGCCGCGAGUUCCCCAGCCGACCAGGACAGGUUUAUUUGUAUCUAUCCUGCUUAUUUAAAUAAUAAGAAGACCAUCGCAGAGGGAAGGCGAAUCCCCAUAAGUAAGGCUGUUGAAAAUCCUACAGCUACAGAGAUUCAAGAUGUAUGUUCAGCAGUUGGACUUAACGUAUUUCUUGAGAAAAAUAAAAUGUACUCUAGAGAAUGGAAUCGUGAUGUCCAAUACAGAGGCAGAGUCCGGGUCCAGCUAAAACAGGAAGAUGGCAGCCUCUGCCUUGUACAGUUCCCAUCACAUGGAGUCUCGCUCUGGCUGGAGUACAGUGGCGCGAUCUCGGCUCACUGCAACCUCCGACUCCUUGGUUCAAGCGAUUCUCCUGCCUCAGCCUCCUGAGUAGCUGGGACUACAGGCAUGUGCCACCACAUCCAGCUAACUUUUGUAUUUUUGACAGAGACGGGGUUUCACCAUGUUGGCCAGGAUGGUCUCGAUCUCUUGACCUCGUGAUCCACCCACCUCGGCCUCCCAAAGUGCUGGGAUUACAGGCAUGAGCCACUGCCCCCAGCCUGAUUUUUUUAAAAUAGAGAGACAAGGGUCUCACUGUGUUGUCCAGGCUAGUUUCAAACUCCUGGCUUCAAGCAAUCUUCCCAUCUUGGGGAGAUCCCAAAAUGCUGAGAUUACAGGCGUUAGCCACCAUGCCCAGCCAGCAUGUUUGAACUUUUAUUUUUAAAGACAAGGUCUCACUCUGUCACCCAGGUUGACUGCGGUGGCACGAUUAUGGCACACUGCAGUUUUUUUUCUUUUUUUUUUUUUGAGACAGAGUUUUGCUCUUGUUGCCCAGGCUGCAGUGCAAUGGCGUGAUCUUGGCUCACCAUAACCUCCGCCUCCCGGGUUCAAGUGAUUCUCCUGCCUCAGCUUCCUGAGUAGCUGAGAUUUCAGGCAUGAGCCACCAGACCCGGCUCAUUUUGUAUUUUUGGUAGAGAUGUAGUUUCUCCAUCUUGGUCAGGCUGGUCUCGAACUCCUGACUUCAGGUGAUCUGCCCACCUUGGCCUCCCAAAGUGUUGGGAUUAUAGGUGUGAGCCACCGCGCCCGGCCAACACACUGCAGUCUUGACUUCUUGGGCUCAAGCAACCCUCCCGCCUCAGCUUCUCAAGUAGCUGGGAAAAUAGACACAUGAUUUUUUAUUUUUUCUAGAGAUGGGGUUUUGCUAUGUUUCCUAAGCCAGUCUCAAACUGGUGGACACAAGUGAUCCUCCUGCCUCAGCCUCCCAAAGAGCUGAGAUUACAGACAUGACCCACUGGGCUCAGCCUAAAAUUGAUUGUUUUUUAUAUACUAAAAGCCAUCAGGAUUGGUAGGUAUUGCUAGAUGCUUCAAGUUGUGUCUAAGGAGUGACAGUAUAUUCUGAUGUUUUUUCUCCUUAACAUUUUCCUAUAUUGUAUCUCAAAAGACCAAAAACAAACAAAAACUUGUAAUUAACUAGUAGAUAAAAUAGGGGUAGAAAUUGUGGUGAGAACAUGUCACUUCCUAUUUCCAGUAAGACCCAAGUAAGAUAGUAAAAAGAAAGCAGAGCUGAGGAGCUUGUUCUGUUGGGGGUGAAGGUAGCUGGUUGUAGGUGUGCAGAGCAGGAAUGCAUGUAAGUGUAGAUCAUCUGAUCUUACCCAUCAGAUCUCUUGUAACUUGAUGAUACUGUUUUUUUGUUGUAAGACUGAGAAAGCCCUGUGUUUCAGUGUCUUAAGAUACAAUGAUAUUCUGACUCUGUUUCUACCUGAGGUAUAUUUGGAUACAUACUGCUUAGAUCUUCAAGCUGAUUACUAGGACCAAGACCAAAAUUUCUGUUUCAUACGUAGUGUUUUGCCUUUUGAUUUUAUUCAUUUAAAUAUUUUCAGCAUUAUUCUCAUUCUCAGUACAUUUCCCCCGACUUGAGCUAGUCAGUGUCUUCAGUCAUUUGAUUUUUGAUUUUUUUAAAAAAUUAUUUUCCGUUUUCUUGAUGUGGUAGUUUCUUACACUUUGUGAUAUUCAAUUUGAUGACUUUUUAUGUCUUAUUUCUCAGAUUAUACACUAAGCCUAACUUCUGGUUCCUAGGUAAGUCAGUAAUGUUGUAUGCAGCAGAAAUGAUACCUAAACUAAAAACAAGGACACAAAAAACAGGAGGUGCUGACCAAAGUCUUCAACAAGGAGAGGGAAGUAAAAAAGGGAAAGGAAAGAAAAAGAAGUAACCUAGUAUCAGCAUCAAGUAUGUGGUACUACUGUAAGAGACAUGAAUGGAGACUUCUAAUUUGUAUCGGAGGGAAACAGAAACUUUUUGUUUGCAUCAUUUAACUGAACUGUGAAACCUUGUGCCUCUCAUCUUUAUCAUCGGAGUUGACAGUGAAACAAAUUUACAUCAGAAGUUUGCAUCUCGCUUUUAUGCCGUAUAAAAUAAUUUUUUUGUCUUUCAGUGCAGUUUUUUGGAAGAAAAUAUUUUUAAAUGGACAGUGGGCUGUACAAUAAGUUACUUGAAAUAAGUUACUUGUUUCAGUUAAAUUUCAGUUAGAUUUAAAAUAAACAUUUUGUCCACCUUUUAAGUUAAUGAAAUAAAAUUUGAAACUGACUUUUGCAACUUUUGCUUAUGAACUAAUGCUAGGAGAGGAGGGAUAAUUAAGAAUAAAAUAUGUAGUGAAAGUUUCCAUAGUGUGAGCCUAAAACUAGAAGAAACUGUGGUAGGUCCUUUUGUGGGUGGGGGACAGGGGAAUCUGUAAAAAGCCAGUCUGUAGAUCAUAUUUUAAUGUGUUACUCGAAUCGUUCAGUUUUUUUUUGACAUGGAAAGUCCUGGAUUUUAAGCUUUAAAUUUGCUUAUUUUAUAGGUUUAAGAAUAUGAUUUUCAUGGGAGUUCUAAAAUUAACUGCUUUAGCACCUCGAGGUACACUUUCCUUCAAGAAAUUAAAUUGGAUUGGUGCUCCUGAAUUUAUUUCAGAGCAGUUUCUGAAAGUAGUGAUUUUGAGCUAUCCCGAUUCCUGUUCUUCCUGAGGCCUGGUUUAGCUCUUCCUUGAAUUCUGCAAGCUACCUCAUAUUUUCAUUAAAUUCCAUUUUUUUUUAAGUUUGUUUGUUUUUGAGACGGAGUUUCACUCUCAUUGCCAAGGCUGGAGUGUAAUGGCACGAUAUCGGCGCACCGCAACCUCUGCAUCCCAGGUUCAAGAGAUUCUUCUGCCUCAGCCUCCCUAGUAGCUGGGAUUACAGGCAUGUGCCACCACACCUGGCUAAUUUUGUAUUUUUAGUAGAGACGGGGUUUUUCCAUUUUGGUCAGGCUGGUCUCGAACUCCCGACCUCAGGUGAUCUGCCUGCCUCGGCCUCCCCAAAGUGCUGGGAUUACAGGCAUGAGCCACUGUGCCCAGCCUUCUUUAUGUUUUUAUUACUCACAGUCAAACAUUCCUAUUGAUUGUAAAAUAAGCAAACCUAGAGUUGUGGAGAUUGAUAUGUAUUUAUUUAUUUGAAUUGAGACGGGGUCUUAAACUCCCAGGCUGAAGUGAUGCUCCUGCCUCAACCUCCCAAAGUGCUGGGAUUACAGGCAUGAGCUAACUGGCCUGUUGACUUUUUUUUUUUAAACUCUAACAAUUUCUGUUUUAUAGUGAACAUAAUAGUAUAAGAGUUCAUGUAUUUGACUUACAGAUAAAUCCUGGGAAGAGGGGAGUAUGUGUAAAACAUAAUUCAGAGCAGCCUUCUUUGAGAAAGUGGAUGUGUUUGGCUGUGUAACAAAACAGUAAGGGGAUGUGUUUGCUGUGUAACAAACCAAUGAGGGAUUUAAGCAGCAGAUUUUUGCCUCAUAUGUUAAAUCCAAGUGAGGUUGCUGUGGUUGUUGGUUUAGCUCUCAGUGAUGCCUUUUUUGUAUUUUUCUGCUCUACUGUCCGUGACAUAUUUCUAACACCUUUAUGGUUAUUGUUCCUGCUUUUAAAAGGGCUGAUAUUUACGUGAGUGCAAGGCAGGAAGAAAAGGUAGCUGUGCCAGCCACUUCUGGCAAGCAGUUCUCCCACCUCAGCCUCCCAAGUAGCUGAGACCAUAGGCAUGAGAUUUCUCAAAAUUCCUCCCAGCAGGCUUUCACUUAGUUUCAUCGUUGAGAACUGUGACAGGUCCAUCUCUAGCUGCAAAGGAGGCUGAGAAAGUGAACCCAGCAGUCCUCCUUAUCCUUGGGGAAUACAUUCCAAGAGUGGAUCCCUGAAACAGCAGAUAGUACUGAACCCUACAUAUACUAUGUUUUGGCCUAUUUAUAUAUACUUGAUAUGGUUUGGCUGCGACCCCACCCAAAAUCUCAUCUUGAAUUAUAAUCCCCCAAUCCCUAUGUGUUAAGGGUGGGACCAGGUGGAGAUAAUUGGAUCAUGGGGGCAGUUUCCCCUGUGCUGUUCUUGAGAUAAUGAGUGAGUCUUACGAGAUCUGUUGGUUUUCAUAAGUGCCUGGCGUUUCCCCUGCUUGCAGUCACUCCAUCUCGCCGUGCUGUGAAGGUGCCUGCUUCUCCUUUGCUUUCUACCAUGAUUUUAAGUUUCCUGAGGCUUUCUAGCAAUGCGGAACUGUGAGUCAAUUAAACCUGUUUCCUUUAUAAUUGCCCAGUUUUGGAUAUUUCUUCAUAGCAGUGUGAGAAUGGAUUAAUACAUACCUAUGAUAAAGUUUAUAAAUUGGACACAGUAACAGAUUAACAAUAAAAUAGAACAGUUGUAACAAUAUACUAUAAUAAAAGGUAUGUGGCAA